Bipolaris victoriae FI3 is the source of this 801-nucleotide messenger RNA. RefSeq lists its product as hypothetical. The transcript has a single exon. Lineage: Eukaryota; Fungi; Ascomycota; Dothideomycetes; Pleosporales; Pleosporaceae. Gene Ontology annotation, molecular function: endonuclease activity; DNA binding. The record is from RefSeq and is a predicted model, not a curated record. The annotation marks the transcript as partial.
ACGGUAGCUAGCCGUAGACAUUAUUCUACUUCAAAUUCAAAUCCUCCAUCAUUUGAUCUAUAUCCUGUUCCUAUUUUAAUUCUUGAUGAUUUAGAUAAUAAAGAUUGCAUUACAUCUUAUAGAGAAUUAUUAAAAGGCAAAGCAGGUAUUUAUUCUUUUAUUAACACUGAAAAUGGUAAUCAGUACAUCGGAAGUGCCAAAGACUUUUAUUUAAGGCUUAAUGAACAUCUGAACAAUAAAAAGUCUAACGUUGCUUUACAAAAAUCAUUUGUUAAGUAUGGCUUAGAUAAAUUUCAUUUUUAUAUAUAUGAACAUUUUACAUAUCAAAGUAAAAUUAUAAGUUCUAAAGCUUUAACUGAUUUGGAAACCAGUUAUAUAAAAAAAUUUCAUUUUGAUACUCUUUAUAAUUUUAAGGCUAAUGCUACAAGCUCAUUAGGUUAUAAACAUACUGAAGAAGCUAGACUAAAGAUGAAAGAGUAUUAUAAAAAUAAGACAAAUCAUCCUAUGUUUGGUAAAACUCAUAGUAAAAAAGCGCUAGCUUUAAUCAGUAAACCUGGUGAGUUAAAUCCAAUGUUUGGAAGAAAACACAGUGAAGUAACUAGAUUUAUAAUAAGUGAAAGAAAGAGUAAAUACCCUUUAGGUGUAGGUUUAUAUGAUCUAGAUGGCAAUUUAAUUUCAAAGUUUAAAAAUAAUGUAGAGUUAGCUAAACACUUAAAUAUUUCUAAGGUUACAGUGGGUAAAUAUUUAAACUUGGGUCUUGUGUAUAAUAACACAUAUCGGUUUAAACCUAUAGAAGAUUAA